GUGGGGCGGGGGAGAGCCGGUUGGCUGUUGCCCCCUGUCAAGGUGCGCGCGCGCGGGCGGAGGCUUCUGGGAGCUGGCCUCGUGAGCCGCAGAACAUGCAGGGGGAACAGAGUCCGGCCGCUUCCCUCAUCGACCGGACCAUCAAGAUGAGGAAGGAAACGGAAGUGAAGAAAGUGGUCUUGGCGUGGGGACUUCUGAACCUGUCGGUUGCCGGCAUGAUUUACACUGAAAUGUCUGGGAAACUAAUCAGUUCCUAUUAUAACAUUUCGUGCUGGUUACUGUGGUAUAUCGAACUUGCCUUUGCAUCGCUGUUCAGCCUCAAUGCCUUGUUUGAUUUCUGGAGAUACUUCAAGUACACCGUGGCCCCAACCAGCCUGGUCGUCAGUCCCGGACAGCAAUCCCUCCUCGGGUUGAGGAACGCAGUGGUCCAAACAACUCCGCCGCAUGAGCUGGUGCCGAAGAGAACGCCCCCUUCCACAACCUCGUCUCCAGUCCAGGGGCAAAGCGUGCUGAGUUACAGCCCCUCCCGUUCACCUAGCGCCAGCCCCAAGUUUCCCGCCAGCUGUAUGUCCAGCUACAGCCCUCAGAUGCAGGGUCUGUCCGGCGGGAGCGGCUCCUUCAGCACCUCGAUGUCCUAUUCGCCGGGCAGCAGCUACAAUAAGGGGCACCCUUUCAGCCCGUCUCCAGGCUCUCCUCCGUACCCCACCAGCCUUGGUCCAAUGGAUACCAGCGGAAUGAGGUCUCGCUACCGCUCCUCGCCGACUGUGUAUAACUCGCCGACUGGCAAGGAGGACUACAUGACGGACCUCAAGUCGCUCGAGAGCUUCCUUCGGAGCGAGGAUGAGAAACAGCAUAGAGUUCAACUGGGUAGCCUGGAUUCCAGCUCUCCUUCCAGCAGUCCCACCUUCUGGAACUACAGCCGGUCCAUGGCGGACUAUGCCCAGAUGCUGCGGAAGUUCCAGUACCAGCCCGCGUGCAGGUCUCAGGCGCCCUCAGCCCACAAGGACGAGGCCGACCUCAGUUCCAAGCAGGCCGCUGAAGAGGUUUGGGCGAGGGUGUCCAUGAGUCGCCAGCUGCUGGACCACAUGGACUCCUGGACGGCCAAGUUCCGAAACUGGAUUAACGAGACCAUUUUAGUGCCUCUCGUGCAAGAAAUGGAGUCUGUGAGCACUCUACUGAGAAGGAUGGGCUGUCCAGAGCUACAGAUCGGAGACGCCAGCAUCAGCAGUCUGAAACAGGCAGCCCUGGUGAAAGCGCCCCUCAUUCCCACGCUGAGCAUGAUCGUGCAGUACCUGGACCUUACGCCCAACCAGGAGUAUUUGGUCGAAAGGAUCAAAGAACUGUCCCAAGGCGGGUGCAUGAGCUCGUUCAGAUGGAACCGUGGCGGAGACUUCAAGGCACGCAAAUGGGAUACCGACUUGCCCACCGACUCUGCGAUCCUCAUGCACAUGUUCUGCACUUACCUGGACUCCCGGCUGCCCCCUCAUCCCAAGUACCCGGACGGAAAGACCUUCACCUCCCAGCACUUCAUUCAAAUGCCUGACAAGCCAGACAUCUCGAACGAGAACUUGUUUUGCAUCUACCAGAGCAGCAUCAAUCCCCCCCACUACGAACUCAUCUACCAGCGAGACGUCUACAAUCUGCCCAAGGGCAGAAACAACAUGUUCCAUACCUUGCUGAUGUUCCUGUACAUCAUAAAGACCAAAGAGUCCGGGAUGCUCGG
Gekko japonicus is the source of this 1723-nucleotide messenger RNA. It is a transcript of the gene TMEM209, whose product is annotated as transmembrane protein 209. Lineage: Eukaryota; Metazoa; Chordata; Lepidosauria; Squamata; Gekkonidae. Gene Ontology annotation, cellular component: membrane. The record is from RefSeq and is a predicted model, not a curated record. The annotation marks the transcript as partial. The transcript is spliced from 14 exons.